Molecule: messenger RNA, 606 nt
Organism: Vanrija pseudolonga
Lineage: Eukaryota; Fungi; Basidiomycota; Tremellomycetes; Trichosporonales; Trichosporonaceae
Exons: 1
Coding region: 1-606 (201 amino acids)
Source: RefSeq, a predicted model, not a curated record
AUGCGCUCCCCCGCCGCCCUCUUCAUCCUCGCCGGCGCCCUAGCCGAGGCGCAGAACACGACGACCCCAGCCGCUGCCGCGGUCAGCACGACCGCGGCGCAGGCCGGGACGACGUGGGUGUCGAUUGCGCUGACGAACGGCGUGGGGGCCUCGGUCGCCAACGCCGCAUCCACUGCCGCCUCCGGUGAGGACAGCGCCGUAGCUGCCGCCGUGUCCUCCGCGCUGGCCAACGCGAGCGCCGAGGUCGGCGCCGCUGUUUCCUCUGGCACGGCCGCGAUCGGCGCCGCUGUUGCCUCUGGCACGGCUGCGAUCGGCGCCGCUGCCGGCGCUAGCGCGUCCCCCACCUCCGCCUCGACCACGCCCACCGCCGCGCCGACGGCCAACGCCGCCUCGGCGUCCAUCGCGUCCAUCGCGUCCCAGGCCGACUCGGCCCUCGCGUCCGCGUCCAACUCCCUCGAGUCGGUGUCGCACUCUAUCGCGUCGAGCGCGAGCUCGGCGCAGGCUUCCGCGAGCUCGGACGCCGCCAAGCACAACGCCGCGGGGCGCGUUGGCGUGCCCGGCGCCGCUGUGCUGGCCGUGCUUGGCCUCGCUGUCGCUGCUUUCUAG